AUGUUUAAGAGUUCAUCGAAAUUACGUAAGUUUUUAGACGAACUCACCAUGAGCGACAAGACGCUGCUUCUCAACGUUGAAGAACUGAUCAACUGUGCUUUUGGGUCUAUCGAUAAAAACACGGUGAACUUUAAAAUGGUUCAAGCUGUGCUCCAUAUUUUCGCGCGCCAGUUGCGUCUACUAGAGCAGGACGUAGAGAUUAAGUUUGAUGAAGUACAACAACUAGAGAAAGAAAUGAAGGAAAGAGGAGCCGAUGCUAGACACAAGCAAAGAGAUGAACAGUCGGAUAGCUCGUCGUAUGAUAGUCCUCGUGGCCAGGAGAAAUCUGUGAGAGAAGAAACGAUACCCGAAGAAGAUUUCAAUGAUCAAACUGGGGGCAGAGACACACGGGGUAAAGAUAAAGACCAAGAGAGUCGCGGAAGUUCAAAGGAUAGACAGAAAGACAAGGGAAGAGAUAAAGAAGAUAGAGGCAGAAGUGGCGAGCGUAGAGGACGCGAGGAUGACCGUGGAGGACGCGAGGACGACCGUGGUGGUCGCGAGGACGACCGUGUUGGUCGCGAAGACGACCGUGGUGGUCGCGAUGCCGAUCGUGGUGGACGCCAGGAUGAUCGUGGUGGACGUCAGGAUGAUCGUGGUGGACGCCAGGACGAUCGUGGAGGACGCGAAGCCGAUCGUGGUGGACGCGAUGGCGAUCGUGGCGGGCGUGAUGCCGAUCGUGGAGGACGCGAAGCCGAUCGUGGUGGACGCGAUGGCGAUCGUGGCGGGCGUGAUGCCGAUCGUGGAGGACGCGAAAGCGAUCGUCGCGGAAAAGAAGCCGAUCGUAGUGAACGUGAAGCCGAUCGUGGUGAACGCGAUGCCGAUCGGGGUGGACGUGAAGCCGAUCGUGGUGGACGCGAUGCCGAUCGUGGUGGACGCGAUGCCGAUCGUGGUGGACGCGAUGCCGAUCGUGGUGGACGCGAUGCCGAUCGUGGUGGGCGCGAUGCCGAUCGUAGCGGACGCGAUGGCAGUCGUGGCGGAGAAUAUGAUGAUGAGCGCGACGCACGCGGAGCUGAGCCAGGUGGGCAAGUUGGUGGGAAAGGAGGUCGCGGCGGAGAAAGUGGCAAGGAGCGUAAGGAACGCACUAAAGAUCGUGGUAAAAGUGGAGAUCGCGAUAAGGAAAGUAAACGAGGUGGGGGCCGAAGUGCGGACCGUGAGGGUCGCAGUGGUGACCGCGAGGAAGGCCGUAGCGGUGACCGCGAGGGUGGACGUAAGACAAAAGACCGUGGCGGGCGAGGUGGCCGCGAAGGGGGGCGCGAUGGUGACCGUGACGACGAUCGUGAUAGUGGGCGCGAUGGGGACAGUCGUGGGGCCAAGAGUAGCCGCGGUGGAGGCAGAGCAGAUGAUCGUGACGACAGCAGCCGCGGCGGCGGAAGUCGGGGUGGCAAAUCUCCUGACACCGUGAAAUCUGGAUCACAGGGCAGAGGUUCAGCAAGAGAGGGAUCGCGCACAAGUAUUGUAGUAUCAGAGGCCGAGCGCAAAGGUGGAAAAGGAGCUCAGGACACCGUUUUAGUCGUUGAGAAGGGUCAAGCCGGGCGACAAGAUCUUCGCCAUCGUGUUGGCAGCAUUGAAGUAGUAUCCCCUACCCAGUUUGCAAUGCUGUAUAAAGCUGUACAAGAUCUGAUGACAUUGGCGGGACCAGUGCCAAUGCCGGCCUUACCCGAUAAUGAGAAACUUCGGAAAGACCUCGCUGCCGGCACUGCGUCUCUCACGGACACCAUGCAAGCCAUGCAGUUGAAUGCCCGCGUGCAAGCGGCAGAAGAAGCGCUGACUCGUAUGGCAGGGCUGCUCACCCAGCUAGCGGCAGCUGGCGCUUUGCCUGAUGAUGUGACCAAUCAAAUCGGAAACUUUGAAGCUGACUUCAAGCAAGCUGCUAUCACUGCCUCGAGCCUAGCACGUGGUGCUGAAGGCGGAGGCGGUGGUCCGGGAGCCGGGGGCGCAGGAGCUGGUGGGGUCUUGGCGGUGCUAGCUGCUGGUACUGGCGCGGGGACAGGGGCAGGCGCAGGGACAGGCGCUGGCGCAGGGACAGGCGCUGGUGUGGGGACAGGGGUCGGUGUGGGGACAGGGGCUGGUGCGGUCGGUGCGGGUGGGGUGGGCGGCGGUGGUGGCGGUGGCGGUGUAGGCGGCGGGGGCGGUGGAGGAGGUGGAGGAGGUGCUCCUGCUGGUGGCGGAAUCAGUGCGGGAGGGGCGAAGGGGCCAGGCGUUGGGGCUGGCGGAGGCUACGGCGGAGGUGGAGGUGUAUCGUCCGGCGGCGGGCCGGGGUCAAGUUCUGGCACCCAAAGCAGCCCUACAUCGACUGCAAAGAAUCGUCAAUCGAUUCAGCAACGUAGGUCGGUGGCUGUCGAUCAGCAGAAGGCGCACGCGGCGGACAAGGACCCGCGGCACGCGCGCGCCUCCUCCGUGUCCGCGGCGCUGGCGGCCGGCGCCGGGGGGCUCACCGCCGGAGUUACACAGCCAGAGUUGGCAGAUAUCCUGCAAUGUUUGAAGACUGAAAUCAUAAAGGAAAUAUCGUCUAUGACUGCUAAGUCCUCGUUUGCUUCUGAAAAUGCAAAUAACGUCGCCAAGUCUGUAGCUGAAAAGCUCGACAUAGCAUUGAAGCUAGACAAGCGCAUCACCAAGCUUUACGGGCAGACUGCUGACUACGCUGAACAGCUGAGCGGGUUCGACUCCGGACUUACCACACAGAUGGCAAGUUUCCAAGAACAGAUGAUGCAAAUGAGGUCUGACCUGAAGGGAGGCAUCACUCAGCUGGAGUCGGCCAACAACAACGCAGAGACAGCUGCCAUAAUGGAGUUGACUGAACACUACGAGGGUCUGGUGACCGAGCUGGAUGCCACGUUGCACGCGCACCAGGGUCUCACUGCCUUGCAGAAGCAGCUGAGCGAAGAACUGAGAAGUCUCGUGGAGUGUGUGGAGAUGCUUCGUGAACAGAAGGCUGACCGUGAUGAAGUGUUCGAUGGGCUCCGAGAUAAGGCUGAUAUCAGUCGCCUGGAAGGUCUACUGCAUGAGGAUGCCUUCGCUGUGGCUCGGGACGACCUGGAGAAGCGGCUAGAAAUGUGCUACGAGAAGUUCAAGAAACAGGACCGCGUGUGGCUGGGAGCUAUUAGCGACUUAACAACAAUAGCAGAGGGCAAAGCUGAGAUUAUGCAACUGCUAGUGAUCAAGGACAACGCUACGGACGAGCUGAAGACCAUUCAGGAAACGCUGCGGCAACUGUACAUCAUGCUGGGCGAGCCCAAGGCGGCGAUGCUGACGCGCACCCUGGCGAAGGGCGCCAUGUGCGCGUCGUGCCUGGUCCCCGCGCUGAUGGAGCCCUUCGACCUGAACCACGGCAAGCCCUUCCCGCUGCCCGCGCUGCGCCCGCCCGACGAGCCCUGCCUCACCGGGACCACGCUGCCGCCCCCACCAGACGAACGGGAGCACGUGUGCCGCCGCUGGGUGGGCGGGUCGCACACGCUGAUGGUGGGCAACGUGACGCACGAGCGCGCCGGCGCCAGCCAGCUGCGCGCCGCGCCCACCAAGCGGUACGCGGGCUAUGGCACCGACGGACGGCUGUACAUGCUGGAGGAGGAGCUGCAGCCGUGCCUGGAGUGCAACCGCUUCAGCCCGCAGGCGGCCGAGGCGGGCGCCGGCGACUCGCACGCCAAGCGCUCCCACCCCGCCAAGCAUCCCUCGCCUCACAAAGAAGAGGCAGCAGGCGACAAGGCCGCGGAAGUAGAAGAAGACAAGAAGGAGAAGGCAGAGGAGGAAGAAAACGAAGGGUCGGUGAUGUCGGUGGUACCGAGCCACCACCCCCCGCCCUUCGUGGCGGAGAUGUUCAGCAAGCUGCAGCUGAACUAGCUGGGAGGUAGGGCUACUGAGAAGGAGGGACCUGGUGCGCGGUCUACGUCCACCAUCGAUAAACACAUUGAUAAAUUCAACUGACUUGUUUUACUAUGUCAUUGAAACAUCGUUUAUUUCUUACAUGAUUUAUGGUAUAUUUUUUACUUCCUAUUUGCUUUUUAAACACUCUACUGUAUGAAAUGGCGCAGUCGUUCGAAGUUUUAGAUUUUUUACUGAAUUUCUUGAAGUCAAUAAAACGAACUCUUUAUUUCAA
Trichoplusia ni (cabbage looper) is the source of this 4132-nucleotide messenger RNA. Its product is annotated as spidroin-1-like. The transcript is spliced from 20 exons. NCBI's taxonomy places the organism in Eukaryota, Metazoa, Arthropoda, Insecta, Lepidoptera, Noctuidae. The record is from RefSeq and is a predicted model, not a curated record. The coding region runs from base 1 to 3876 and encodes 1291 amino acids.